Molecule: messenger RNA, 3118 nt
Organism: Cylas formicarius (sweet potato weevil)
Lineage: Eukaryota; Metazoa; Arthropoda; Insecta; Coleoptera; Brentidae
Exons: 7
Coding region: 327-2471 (714 amino acids)
Source: RefSeq, a predicted model, not a curated record
UCCCGGGGUUGCUGUCGAAAAAAUGACUCCCACGGACGUCGGCGUAUCGAUUGCGUUUGUUUGGGAAUACGAAUUAAAUUCGUGACAAACGCUCCGGCCGAUUUAAUUGGUUUGUUUAUCGCGUUACCCGGGCCUAUCGUUCAUAUCCUCCUCGGUUUACAAUUUUCUACGUGAUCGAUGUUCGGCAUUGCACUUUAAUUAGUGGUGGUGGUUUCGUGCGGCCGACAUCUGGGUCAGCAUGAAGUAGUGUCUCGACGUAUCGAGUAACCGCGGCCCCGUUUCGAUCUACAAAUAAGCCCCAGUAUGGAUGGGAGAUCGUUUCCGGAAUGGAUUUUGGGGAUGCGCUAUCCCGCGCUAGGGGUUUAGACACGGUAAGGGCGCUGCACCAGACUAUAGUGGCGCUGAGGGCUGCCCUCGAGCAGAGCAAAAGGGAAAUUUUGGAACUGAAAGCGAAAACGACGCCCGUCGAGCCGAUACGGGAUACUUUAGGUAAUUUGUCCGUCGAAAAUCAUGUGCUGCGUAAAACUGUUGUCGAUAAGACCGAAGACGAGCGAGCUGGCGCCCAGGCGGAAGCGUUAGGCGAUGAGAAACCUAAACACGUAACCAUAGUGCCACCGAAAAAGUCUUGCGAAAGAUUGGUAGCGAAAAUACGCGUCAAAGCGCGAAAAAGCCACGGCGAUAAGUGUUCGAGGUCGCUCGAAAGCCUGACGGUGGUGAAGGCGCCGGCCGACAAGAAAUUCAGCUUCACCAAAACGAUAAGUUUUUCAAAUUUGACGACCACGACCAGGGAGUUUCAAUUUAAAAAGGAAUUCGACGGGGGCGGAGCCCGCGAAGACCUGCAGGCGCCCGAGAUGGAUGAUAAAAAAGAGGAAUACGAUGAAACCGAUAUGGACGAGAUGCUGAGCCCGCAGAAUGAUUUGGAACAGGAGGUGGACGAUAUAGAAUUAAUAUUCACCACCGACGACACCAAAGAGCAGGAUUUUAAAGAGCAAUUGGUGCCCAUCGAUUUGAGGGAGUCCUCCAACUCGAACCUGUUACACAUGCCGUUGAGCGACAUCGAUCAGAUAUCAGAUAAGGAGCUGGACGAUGACGUUUUCAACGACGAAAAUGAAAACCCGGAGAUGUCGAGUUUUCCGGUGAAACGCGAGGACUCAAUGUUCAAUUCCAAGUCGGACAAUUCGAUCAACCACGAGGAGAAAAGCCUAAAAAGUUACUAUUCUUAUCAAGACUCGAGUUUCGAGAACAAAUCGUUGGAGAAGGAUGAGAGUUUCGAUCGGUUCGAGGAGAGGAUAAGAAUCGUCGAGACCGACAUCUCCAAAGUUGGGAUUCAUGAAGUCGAAUAUGUGGGUGGGAGGAGGAACACGUGUCCCAAUCCUAUCCAGUACAGACCCCUACCGCACAGGGAAGCGAUUUCGAAAGGACUCAACCCGAGAAAAGCGAGGCCCAUACUGACCCAUUCGAAUGCUAUUAGACGCGAUUCAGGCGCUCAAACCGACAUCUCAGCUAUUCCGGGUUCAUCGUGGAGGUCCGAGAGCAGCCUGGCGAGCAAAGCCCGCCUAGGUGAAAAUUUCACCACCCUCCCUUCGAAAUUCCCUUUGCCGGGCACCCGGCUCAGACUGUCCGAGAAAACGGUGGAGGCGCGUCGGGUUCUACUCUCGGACAUCGGUUUCACCAGCAUGGUCCCCGAACUUUCGAGGUCCGCCGAUCACCUAUGCCCCGGCAACCUGAAGCCGCCCACCGUCACUACAUACGGUCAGUUUUUGCGCACUACCGACCUCUAUUCACCCGGAUGUAACUCGCAAAAAUUCACGUGGACAGGCACCACUGCCACCCCCAGCGAGUGCAGCCAGACUCACUCGCGUUACAGCAGCAUUUACCCCCUGUCUUCGCCUCCCGCCCCUUCGAGGAGAUGUUCGGCGCCGGUAUCGCCAUCUCGGAGGGCCGUAUUAAGACCCACACCUUCCAAGGUUAGGUUCGCGAACGGGUCUUUGCCCGAGCUGAGGGGCGACUGGACCACCGUGGACAGCGGGGACAGCACUGAUUCGCUCGUCGAAGAAGCUGAGAGUUAUUUGAGGAGGUCUAUUGAUUGUAUCGUGUCCGGCAGAGAGAUGUCCGCCACAUAUUCGAGCGAGCCCAAAAGGUCAGUGCCUCGUAGGGCUUCGGCCCCGGAGCCGUCGAGGGACAACGUGCCGCCCAUAGGGUGGCAGCCGUUCUUGCCUCGUCUGCCCAGAGACUUGAAACCGGAUCACUGGGUAAAGGUGAUCACCCCCGAGGGAAGGGUGAGGGGCGGCAGGGUUAGGUACGUGGGCCCCAUGGUUACCCAGAGCCAAGAACACUUUGUGGGGGUGCAAUUGGCCGGUCCCGAUGGCGUCAGCGACGGCACCUAUGGUAACCGGAGGUACUUCCUCUGCGAGCCUUGCCACGGGCUGUUCGUGCCGUUUAAAAAAGUGAUAAUGGGUUGGAGACCGUAAUUCUUCCGCUACAAAUCAAACUUUCCGUGUGUGGUUCAAGUUAGCCAUUGGAGCGAAAGUACUCUAUCUUUCAAAGACAUUAAACUAAAGGGAAGACCCAACAAGUCAUUCAUCCCGCUUGGUAUCUCUCAAAACUAUUAGAUAGAGUCAAUAUCCACAUGAUAAUUUUCAUAUUAUCGAAACAGGUUAGUGUGAAAAUUUCCUUACCGAUUGAUAUUGGGAGACAGACCUACUUUUUGAUUGCAUGAGUUGUAGGAAUACAGGUCUCUCUUGUGGUUUAAUGUCUUUGGUAAUACCUAUUUAGAAAUUAUAUGGCCUAUUCUUUUUCCAAAAACUAAUAUAAGGUUCUCUAGAAAAUAAGUUGAAAACUUCCAAAAUAUCUUUACCAAUGUGAUUCUCUAAGAGGCUUUGCGGCAGUUUUUAUUCUCCUGAGCGGUCCUGGUAGAAUGAUAAUGAUAAAAUAUUAAAAAUGUGCCAACCUUCAUUCCAAAAACAUUACAUUACAUACAGUACCCGACCCGAUCACUGGCAAAUGCCAGCCUAUUUUAGAACAAACUGUACCAGCAAACCAGGACUUAGUAGUAAAUAAAAUUUUAAGAAAAUGUAAAAAAUUGUUACAGUAUUACAACUUAAUAUAUGAAGAAAUA